Megalops cyprinoides (Indo-Pacific tarpon) is the source of this 1283-nucleotide messenger RNA. RefSeq names its product complement component 1, q subcomponent, B chain (gene c1qb). The coding region runs from base 107 to 817 and encodes 236 amino acids. The record is from RefSeq and is a predicted model, not a curated record. Lineage: Eukaryota; Metazoa; Chordata; Actinopteri; Elopiformes; Megalopidae. The transcript is spliced from 3 exons. Gene Ontology annotation, molecular function: protein binding.
CUUAUGAGAAGCUUCACUUGCUCUGAUGAGGGUGAGAGCUCUUUAACAGUUGCUUUACAGGAGGACAGUCUCUCAUCGCCCAGCGAGCUUGGUGAGAUACCUAUACAUGCUGUCUGCCAUGAUGUUGGUCCAUGUUGUGGCGCUGGUUGGCGUUCUGGUUUCUCUUGUGACACCAUCCGUCGCAGACACAUGCAGGGGUUACCCUGGAGUUCCUGGCAUUCCUGGCAAACAUGGAUCUCAUGGGAAAGAUGGAGUGAAGGGAGAGAAGGGAGACCGAGGAGACGACUUCCUGCUGGCUAAAGGUCAGAAGGGGGAGCCAGGGCUCCUGGGGCCCCCAGGAAGGUCCGGCAUUCAGGGGGACCCUGGGAUGCCUGGUGUGCCUGGCCUUCUGGGUCCCAAGGGGGAGAGAGGGACAGCCAUGGCGGCAGCCACCUCCAAGAAGUCCUUCUUCUCUUUCAAAAAGCGCUCCAACAGGGCCCCAACAAAGGACCAACCCAUCCGGUUUGAUUUGUCCUUGGCAGAUGGGGACACCCUUCACAAUGGAGAAUUCCACUGCGAGAUCAAGGGCUGCUAUUUUUUCACCUACCACGUAACCGGCCGGACCCUCGUUUGCCUCAAUAUCAAGAAGGGCACAGUGACAAUGGUGGGUUUCUGCGACUCUGGAGAAAAGGGUUACCUGGUAACCUCUGGUUCAGUGGUGCUACAGUUGGAUGUGGGCGAUAAGGUCUCUGUGCAAACCACCGAGAACAACUUGGUUAUGGGCACAGAGGGGGCUGACAGCAUUUUCACUGGCUUCCUACUCUUCCCAAUGAGCUAGAUCAUCUCCUGCAGGCCACAAGUGCUCAUAAUCUCAUUUAUCAAAGCCUGUAUCACGAAACCUAUAUUUUUGCAAGACAUUUCUAAAGCAUGUGAGCAUCUAAGCAAUGAUGCACCAUUUAUAUGUUGUUAUAUUUGGGGAAAAAAUCCAUAAAUCAAUACUUUUAUCAGUGUUAUCUGUGCUAUACAAGUAAAAUAAAAACAUAGGCUGUACUUCACUCAUUUCGAAAUGCUACACAAACAAUUUGUCAGGUGACACCCAUGCAAAGCUAUACUAAUUUAACAAUGUUAUCUGUAAACGUUACAUGCCUUUACUGGGAAAAAAUGCCAUAAAGAGCAAUAAUACUGUAAAUCAUGACUAUGUAUGCCUCCUUCUUUAUACUGUUAACAUUUUGCACUGGACUGUUUUGCAGAUAACAAGCUGCUGUGUUUCCCACAAUAAAUUAGCAACAAAGACUGUAAUUGAA